This is a messenger RNA of Sander lucioperca (pikeperch), 1791 nucleotides long. RefSeq names its product clathrin, light chain A (gene clta). Gene Ontology annotation, biological process: clathrin coat assembly; clathrin-dependent endocytosis; intracellular protein transport. Gene Ontology annotation, molecular function: clathrin heavy chain binding; structural molecule activity. The transcript has 7 exons. Bases 110 to 811 code for a protein of 233 amino acids. Gene Ontology annotation, cellular component: clathrin coat of trans-Golgi network vesicle; plasma membrane; clathrin coat of coated pit. Lineage: Eukaryota; Metazoa; Chordata; Actinopteri; Perciformes; Percidae. The record is from RefSeq and is a predicted model, not a curated record.
UCGCAAGCUUUUUAUUGUCGUCCUUCUUCCAGUUGAGAUAGUCGGUUUCGGUCAACUGCUACACCUGCCCAACGUUACUGAUAUUUAUCCUCCAACAAGUACUCACAACAUGGAUGAUUUUGACAUGCUGAACGCGCCCGCGGCUGGAAACGGUGUAGGCUCGGAAGAAGACCCCGCUGCCGCGUUCUUGGCCCAGCAAGAGAGUGAAAUCGCGGGGAUUGAAAACGACGAAGGCUUCAGCAUCCUGGACAGCGGAGAGGUCCCUUCGUCGCUGGUAGACUCCUCCAACGAUGGUGCUGUCAAUGGAGAGCUUCAUGUGGAAAGCAAUGGUCCAUCUGAUGCCUAUGCAGCAAUUUCCAGUGCAGACCGGCUGCAGGCCGAACCUGAAAGCCUACGCAAGUGGAGGGAAGAGCAAAGCGAACGGCUGGAGGUGCUAGAUGAAAACUCUCGCAAGCAGGAGUCAGAGUGGAAGGAGAAAGCCAAGGUGGAGCUGGAAGAGUGGCAUGCCAGGCAGAACGAGCAGCUGGAGAAAACCAAAACCAACAACAGGGUGCUGGAUGAAGACUUCUACAAGCAGCCCUUCUCUGAGCUCAUUGGUUAUGUCACACACAUUAACCAUCCUUGCUACCGCCUAGACCAGGCGGCUGAGGAGGCCAUGAUUUCGGAUCUGGAUGAGAACGACCCCGGCACGGAGUGGGAGCGGGUGGCUCGGCUCUGCGACUUCAACCCCAAGUCCAGCAAGCAAGCCAAAGACGUGUCUCGCAUGCGCUCCGUCCUCAUCUCCCUGAAGCAGUCCCCGCUAGUCCGCUAAAGGCCAAGGCUGCUCAGGGCAUUCCAUGUCAUCCUCUAUCACCACACACCAACCAACUCAACGACCACAUUCUCUAUUCUAAAGACAGGGGGCUUACAUCCCUUCUGCAUAUCUGUUCUUCUCCCCCCCCCUCCCCCCAGUGGAAGGAUAUACCCAGUGGUCCUGACCUCAUCUAUCUCCACCUAGCAGGUCUGUAGAGAUUAUAGCCUUAAAGCACCAGCUCACCAUUUCUUGCCCCCUCAAAGAUUUUCCCCUGUGUGCAUAUCUUCCACAGACCAAUCAACACUUUGUUAUUCAUCUUCGUCAUUGUUUAACACACUAAGAUCAAGGCCUGUUAGAUCGACACCAGGUCUGUGGUCUUGUGUAAAACUUGUGUAAGGGUGGUGAGUUGGGACACUAAAAGGGAAGGGCUGAUGUUUGUUUGGGCCUCCAGCUACACUAUAACCUGCUUCACACGACCCCCAAACAAUAUCAUUCCCAUGAUGCUGUACUUUUAACUUUGACCUACCAGGGUUGAUUGGUGUUAAAUGGUUUUAUUCACCUUUUUGUUUCCCAUCCUUACAAAAAAAGUAUCUUCAGAAUUUUUCUUUUAGUUUUUUUUAAGGACCAAACUCUAAGACAAAACUCCAAAUUCAGUGUGUGUACUUUUGAACUGUGUGUGUGUAGAGCCUGUUUGUGGCAUAUUGUGUUAAAUUUUCCAGCCUAUGCAUUUCCUUUUGAAAGCCUCUCCCCUCUCCAGUCAGGAACUAAACAAAGUGUGUUUAAACCUCAGUUUGUGUGUAUGUACUCUAUGCGUGUACCUAUGUACAUAUACAGAAGGCAAUAUAUAUACAGUAUAUAAAACGUUAAUGUCACUGAAAUUACACAGUUGUGGUUUUAAAGAGAACUAGAUGUUAGCCAGCUGUUGCUUGACCAUGCGUGUUCAUUGUCCAUUUGAUUUCAAUAUCAGUAAAAAGUGAAUAAAAGCCGUCUUCCUGUCA